Messenger RNA from Myxocyprinus asiaticus (Chinese sucker), 10378 nucleotides. Its product is annotated as histone-lysine N-methyltransferase SETD2-like. Gene Ontology annotation, cellular component: chromosome; nucleus. Gene Ontology annotation, biological process: regulation of DNA-templated transcription. Bases 449 to 8836 code for a protein of 2795 amino acids. Gene Ontology annotation, molecular function: protein binding; histone H3K36 methyltransferase activity. The transcript is spliced from 22 exons. The record is from RefSeq and is a predicted model, not a curated record. Lineage: Eukaryota; Metazoa; Chordata; Actinopteri; Cypriniformes; Catostomidae.
GCCGCAACCGGUGCAUCGCAUGUCGACUCCGCCAGAUAAUUUUGAGGCUGCCCCGAUUGUCUGCUGCUGCUGUCCACACCAUGAAACAAAAACGAUGGUGCCUUCCACAGCCCGCUUUGUACUGAUAAAACAGUACAGAGUCGUUGUCUAACGGGACUUUAUUCGAUCACCGUGGACCGAGCAUUAGAUGUAAGCGUUUGGAUCUCGCUGUAGGCUGAAUUGUGUUUACGAAGAGCAGAUUGUUGCCCCGUGUGGAUUUGACGUCUGUGGAUGUUCAGGAGAAACCAAGUGAAAGAGAUUGCCAUCAUUGUCCUGGAAGAUGGAGCGCUUCGUUGACCUGGAGAAGUACUCGAAGUUUGACAUUACAUCAGAGAACAUACUACUCUGAGUUGGUUUGCCCUAUUGUUGGAGCUUCCUUCAAGCUGCUCUGAAUCAGAUCUGCCUCAAAAUGGAUGCUUUGGUGAAUCCUGAGCUCAGAGAAGAUUUAAAUGACUGUUCGAUCAAGGUUGAAAACCUUGCGAAGCAAGUCAUAUUCAAAGGCCUUGCCCCUAGGGUCAUAUUGUCAAACCAUUUUCUGCCUAAGGGAACCAAGGCGAAGGUAAACCUUGAGGAACAGGGUCGACAGAAGGUCUCCUUCAGCUUCACACAGACUAAAAAAUCACGUCAGAAUGUAUUUCUACCCCCACCAAGCCCAGAAAAAUUUACAAGUGAACAUUCUUCACUGCAAGCUGGGACCUUACCCACUUCCGAUCUAGCAGGACAGAGUGAUGAAACCAAGAAUGUGGACACACAUUCUCCUGCAGUGGGUGAGUCCAAGGCAACACACCUCUCAGUAUCUUUCCCACUCAAAUCAAAACAAGAUCUUGGAAAGAUGCAUUUUAAGAAACAGAUCCUCAGUGUGACUGCUGUUGAUGUCAGCACUGCGUCAGCAGAUAUUUCAAACCCAGCGAUCCCAUCAGAGUCAGACAAAAUUAGAUCUUCAGCCAAGGUUGAAACUGAAUCCUCAUUGCAACAGUCUCACAAGAGCUCAAUCAUUGAUAGCUCCUCUGAAAAAGUUCUCAAAGAGGAAAAACCUCAGGAGAAAUUGGACUCAUGCCUUAAGGGUCCUGUUUCUUCCCAUAUUGGGAAGGAAGAUGCAGAUUGUUCCAUAAUUUCUGAGCAUGAGGACAGCAGAAAAUCCCAGCCCCGAUCAGACAGCACUCUCCCAGGUUCAGAGUCUGAUGGUGAUUCAAUCUGGACAUCUUCUAGCCAAAAGUCUAGUGGUUGCAAAAAUGUAGUUAAAACAGAAUGCCAGAGUAAAGAAACCAAAAGAUCCUAUAAUUAUAAAACGGAGGAGUCACAAAAAUCAAGGUCUGAUAGGAAAGAUGGUGACAAGGGGUCUAGUCGUUCAAAGUCUGAGCGUGACUCCAGGCACACUUCAUCGAGAUCUUCUCGUUCUGACAGAGACAGAAGAAGGACCAAAAGUCGGUCACGUUCUAGAUCUCGAGGCAAUCAAACUAGUUCUUACUCCAGAUCUGAGAGAUCAAGGAAUGAGAGACAGUCAAGGUCAGAUAGAUCACAUUACCAUGAUUCCGAGAGGAGGUUCCAUAGAAGUUCUCCGCAUCAUGAAAGGAGACACUCGCGUACUCUAACCGAUGGCUGGUCUCGUGAUAGCUCUGACUCGGAGGAUGACCACAGACGGACAAGGAAUCGAGGUAGUGACUCAAGUCGAUCCUCCACUUACUCUAGCUCACAAAAAGACUCAAAAUCAUCCACUCACUCCAGAUCCCACAGGGAUUCAAAACCCACAGAUUGUUCUCGAGUCAGAGAAAAAUCAGAGUCAGACAAAAGAUCACAGCAUUCAAAAUCAGAACGAUCUAAUGGACGAUCGGGUGACUCAGAAUCCAAUAAAAGGCGCUCUCCUGAAGCAGAGGCUGUUAACAGGAAACUCAGUGCUCACUCAAAAUCGUACUUUAAUUAUAAAACCUCUAAUUCCAACUCGGCUACCUCAUCACGAACAUUAGAGAAAAAGGUCCAGAAAAACAGUGGCAGCUCUGACUCUGAGGAAGAUAGACGAAAAUCUCAAACACAAGUGUCAGAGAGGUCAUCUGGAUCUGGUACUUUGUCCUACAGAAAAACAGAUUCAACGGAUCACAAGAAUUUAAAUAAAGUAACUGGAACAGAUAGACAAUCAACAGACAGAUUAAAUAAUAAUAUAAAACAGUUAGUCUCCAGUCAAGUUGUUCCUCAAAGGGAAUGCAGCAGAGUUGAUUCUGAACCUUUGUAUGAUAACUGUACUGAGCCUACUUCUAAACACAGUUCUCAUCAAAUGCACAAAGAUUGGCACAGACUCAGUUUGGUCAAAAUUCAACAAACUGAGCAUCAACAUCCAAACCAAGAUCUUUGUAGCUUUGGAAAGUCCAUAAAUGGCCCUGAGAGUCACAAGAGAGUUGAGACAUUGAAGGAGUUAAGUUAUGUGACUAGUAGAAGUCUGAAAGUUGGAAGUUCCACUGAGAUUGAUCCACCUGUAAAGCAAAGUGAUGCUCUGACAGAAGAACAGACUGAGCCAUUUUGUGCAGGCCACACUCCUGGUCAGGAUUCUGUAGAAUCACUGGCUGACCCUCUUUCUGUGAAAGAAUUAGCACCUGGAGGAUGCUUGAAAUUAAACACUAAAUUAGAUGUGUCAUCGCUAAUCAUUAGUAAAAUCAAAACACCUGUCACACCAAGUCUUGAAUCUCGUGAAAAAGAUCCUAAUCAGCUUCGUGUGAAGCCUGAACAACCUAAUAGUGGGAAUGUGAAAAAGGAUGGUAGUUCUAAAAAAUCACGAUGGGACAUUGUUGGUCAUGAUACUUCAGAAUCAAAAUCUGAGGAUCAAAGCGCUAAGAAAACUGUGAGUCCAGAGGUUACCUCUUUAAAAAAGUUCAUUUCAGAGAAGAAAAUUGAGUUCAGCAAUGAUACAAACCCUGAUGAAUCAUAUACACAGAAACAGGACUCUAAAGUACACUCCAAAAAAUCUGUAGAACACAAAAGAGACAUGACUUCUGUUGAAUUUAGUGGAAAAAUAAGUUCUCAGCCAUCUGACCUUGGAACCCAACAUAAUCAUGAUGAACAUACUGUCAAACUGCUUGUAAAUCAGGCUGUUGAAAUUCCUCAAUCAAAAAGUGUCCUUGUUGCUAGUGAUUGCCUUAAUUACAGUUCUGUUAAUGAGCAAAUCAGUGUAGACAAACCUAAGCCUAAAACUCUCAACCCUGAUCCCUUAAACCUUCAUGGUAAAUGCCGCAGCGAGGACGGUGAGAGUGAAGAUUCUGACUCUGAUUCAGAUGAUGGACAGGUCUCCUUAAAGCGGUUGCACUCUGUGGUUGUUGUGCCAAAAAAUUCAACCAUUGCUAUUGAGACUGACAUUACUGAACCGUCUCCCGGGGUCUCAGUAUUCCUUGGCCAACAAGAGUCAAUUGUUCAAAUGGUUGGUACAGAUGAGGGCAUCAAGAGGGAAUUUGCUUACAGUUUUAACUCUCAGUCAAAGCUUGAGGAGUCAUCUGCUGCACUCUUCAAGGUCGGUGAACAAACUUCCAUGCAAAGUGAAGAUGUUAAAUGUCAAUCUACUUGCUCUGCCAAUGUGUCCUACCAAUCGCAGAGCAACAUGGUUGACAGUACCAGCCAUUCAGAAGCCACAUAUCCUCAUGUGGGCAAGAACUGGAGUGCCCAAGAAAGACCAAAUGUCUGUGCCCAGUUGAGCCAAGCCUCUGUUCAGAAUUUAGAGAAGCCAUGCAGGAAACCUGAAUUGGCUCACCAUCAGUACCUUGAUGGAAUAGAUAGUUGGAACAGAAGGAAAGGAGGUAAGCAGCUGUAUGGGGAUUCUGAUGACUUCAAUGUUGGGAAGGGUUUUAACUUGGUCUGGGACUUUAACCAGUCAGAACAGCCCAGCACUACAUUUCAGCAACCGGACAGCAGUCAUGGCACUGAUUGCCUGCCACAGCCAGGAAUUAUUUCUGAUGAGAGCAUUCACAGACAAGGUCCAUGGGCUCAGCCUAUGAUCUCUAAAGUCAGCAGACCAUUCAACACAUAUGUGCCUUUUCAGUAUCAUGAUUCAGUAAACCAGAUCCACCCAGACUCGUUGACCAAUGACCAUGAUGAGGACAGUCAAGGAAGGUUAAUGGGUAUGAAACGAGAAUCUGUCCCUCCAGGGUCAUUCCCAUUUGUUCAAGCCCAUGAGAUUAGUAGCAACUGCUUCUUUACCACAGAGAGUCAAAACAUAUUUGAAGCUCCUAGAGAAGACCAUCAAAAGCCUCAUAGAGGAAGGGGCCCUCCCAAGAAGAGACGUCAAGAUUUUGAAUCAGAAUCGGAUAAUGAGGCAGAGGUUGGUCUUUCCAGUAAAAGGGAGUGUUUAGAUGAGACCUCAAGGGGUGCAAAAGACAGUAAGGAACCCAUUGAGCAAACUCGAGAGGCAUGCCGGCCACUGCUCAGUCUAAAAGACUUCCUGGACCCAUAUGUGUGGAGGGAAAAGGCAAAGCAGAAAAAAAUGCCACCCUAUUUUGACCUCAUUGAAGAGAAUUUGUAUCUGACAGAACGCAAGAAGAAUAAAUCUCAUCGAGACAUCAAACGCAUGCAGUGCGAAUGUGCUAUUCUUUCGAGAGAAGAGCGAGCCCGAGGGAUAAUGGCAUGUGGAGAGGACUGCCUCAAUCGCCUGCUGAUGAUUGAAUGCUCUUCCCGAUGUUUAAAUGGAGCAUACUGCUGCAACCGACGCUUCCAAAUGAAACAACAUGCAGACUUUGAGGUAAUUUUGACAGAGAGCAAAGGCUGGGGCUUACGAGCAGCCAAAGACCUACAGCCGAACACCUUUGUUUUAGAAUACUGUGGAGAAGUUUUGGAUCACCGGGAAUUUAAGGCACGGGUGAAGGAGUAUGCUCGAAACAAGAACAUUCACUAUUAUUUCAUGGCUUUGAAGAAUAAUGAGAUCAUUGAUGCCACACUGAAAGGAAACUGUUCACGUUUCAUGAAUCACAGCUGUGAACCCAACUGUGAGACUCAGAAAUGGACUGUGAAUGGCCAGCUCAGAGUUGGCUUUUUCACCACCAAAGCUGUGCCAGCUGGGACAGAGCUUACUUUUGAUUAUCAGUUCCAGAGAUAUGGGAAAGAGGCCCAGAAAUGUUUCUGUGGGGCUCCUAGCUGUCGCGGGUUAAUUGGUGGCGAGACUCGGGUCAGUGUGCGAGCUGCAGGUGGGAAGAAACAGAAGGAACGUUCACGGAAAAAAGACACUGACAGUGGCCUUACCACGUUGGAUGAGGAGCUGGAGGCUCUGCAGGAGAACGGAGAAGGCUUAUUUGGAGAGAAAGAUGUUAUAUCACUCUGCAGGCUCAUGGUGCGAGUGGAGACGAUGGAGCAACGACUCACCUGCCUUAAACUCAUCAAGAAUACCCAGAAUCCCUUGUGCUUGAAGCAGUUUUUGGAUCACCAUGGCCUCUCACUGCUGUGGAUAUUUAUGGUUGAACUUUCUGAGGCUAAGAGCAACUCUGUAAACCACAUUAAACUGCAGCUAGAGAUAAUGAAUGCACUGGCUGUCCUGCCCAUCUCUACGAAAAAUAUGCUGGAGGAGAGCCGUGUGCUGCAGUUUAUCCAGCGCUGGGCUCAGAGCCGGCCACUAAGCCAACCUGCAGAACAGGAUGGCUACUCCAGUGAGAGCACCUCACGUGCCCAAACUCCCCUCAACACCCCUGAUGUUCCAUCAGCUAAGCUGGCCGCUGAGAUGGACAAAGACACUCCCAAGCGGGCAGUCUACCGUAGAUUGAAGAUAAUCAGUGAGAACAGUCUGGACAGUGCCCUCUCUGAUGCCAGUAAGGCUUCAGAUGGGAAAGAGGAAGAGGAUGAAGAAGAGGAAGAGAUGGAGGAUGAGUCUUCACAGUUAGAACCCACAAUUGAUAGGUCAGUGAAGAUGGAAAGCAUUAAAGCACAUGCUGAGAGUCAAACUGAGGUUGAGCCCAUGUUAAAGGAGGAAACCCCUGAGGCUGUUGAACUCACUCUUUCAAGGCCCGAAACAAUGGUUGGUGAGGAAAAGGCACUCAAAGCACAAGAACCUGAAGAGCAACAGCUCUGUAAGUGUGAGGAACAACCUCCCUCUCAGGGUAAUGAAAAACUGGUGGAAGAGACCAAGAGUGAGAAGCUGGUGGAAAAGCUCAAGAGUCAGGAAAUGGUGGGAGAGCCCGAGAGCGAGGAGCUGGUGGGAGAGCCCGAGAGCCAGGAGCUGGUGGGAGAGCCCGAGAGCCAGGAGCUGGUGGGAGAGCCCGAGAGCGAGGAGCUGGUGGGAGAGCCCGAGAGCCAGGAGCUGGUGGGAGAGCCCGAGAGCCAGGAGCUGGUGGGAGAGCCCGAGAGCCAGGAGCUGGUGGGAGAGCCCGAGAGCCAGGAGCUGGUGGGAGAGCCCGAGAGCGAGGAGCUGGUGGGAGAGCCCGAGAGCGAGGAGCUGGUGGGAGAGCCCGAGAGCGAGGAGCUGGUGGGAGAGCCCGAGAGCCAGGAGCUGGUGGGAGAGCCCGAGAGCCAGGAGCUGGUGGGAGAGCCGGAGAGUGAGAAGCUGUCUAUGAAAUCAGAGUUCCAGACAGUGACAGUGGAAGAACACUCUGAGGUCACGGAUAUUAAAAUAAUGGAGGACAUUAGUAAUGCAGAUGUAGUUACUGAGGUCCAGGUGGAGAAUGCAUCUUCUGAACAAUGCAGCUCAGCAAAGAACAUGAGUAGCACCAAUGCAGAGAUGACACCCACACAAUCAGAAGUUAUAACGGAGAGCAUAUCCUCUGAAGCCACAGCUGUUGCCAUAGAGAGCACAUCCACAGAAUCUCCAGCUGUCUCUGUGGAGACCACUCCAUCUGGUUCUGCUGCUGUUUCUAUAGAAAAUACAUCACAGACUGGUGUAGCUGCUGGUUCUGCUGACCCUUUAGCCAUGGGAACUUUGGCUGUUCCAACAGAGGGCACUGCAGUGGGGACGCCCUCACAAGAUGAGGAGGAGGCCGUUUCUGAUGUAGAGAGUGAGCGGAGUCAGGAGCCACCAAUCCGGGCUUCUGAUAUCAGUGACAUGGCUGCCCGUCUGUUGGACAGCUGGAAAGACUUGAAGGAGGUUUACAGGAUACCAAAGAAGAGCCAGGUUGAAAAAGAGUCAAAUGAUCGCAGUCGAGAUCGGGAAGCAGUGAUGACCCAUCGGACACCUUCAAGCAGUCGAGAGAGAGAACGAGAAAGAGAGAGGGAGCGUGAUCGAGAACGGGACCGGGAUAGGGACUGGGAGCGUGAGCAGGAUUGGGACCGUGAGUGGGAUGGAGAGAGAUCAACCCUUCGUAGUGCAGAUAGGAAAAGACGACGAGGCUCUACCUCUCCUCUGCCGCCUUUAGCAUAUGAGAGGAGCAACCGCAGAAAUGAAGACCGUUAUGAACAGGCCAACAGCAGCAAGAAGAAACUACACACCAAAGAGCCUCGUAACAAGCUUUCCACAGAGGAGCGACGAAAGCUCUUUGAGCAGGAAGUGGCUCAGCGUGAGGCCCAGAAACAACAACAGCAGCAGCAACAACUGCAGACACUUGCAUUCAACCCUCUGGUCUACACUUCCAGUCCAAGCUUUAUGACUUACCCACCUGGAUACCCUAUCCAGACGUACGUGGAUCCCACCAAUCCAAACGCGGGCAAAGUGCUCCUGCCCACACCUGCUGUAGAGCCUCUCUGUGUCACCUCAGUUGCUGGUGGUGCUGCUGUUACCUUUGAACAAACGCCUACUCAGCCUAUCAUAUCAGAUCUAGGUCUAGCCUCACCAUCCUCCACCACCCAGGCCGGACCUACCUCCAGUUUGGCACACAUCCCUGCUGCUCUGGAGCUUUCAUCAGGCACACAGACACAGCAGUUUGUCCAGCCUGCUGUGCCUGCACAGGACAUGAGCGUAGCCAUCCUGUCCAUGCCUGCGCAAACAGCCAGUCCACAGGUCCAGAGUCAGCAGGGCUACACCACGCUCUGGGACCCCAACACACAGCAGGCUGUCACGGUGCAGACGCAGCCUACCCAGCAGUAUUCCACCAUCGCACAGCCUCAGACUGCCAUCUAUUACCAGGGCCAGCCCUGCCAGACCAUCUAUAGUAUUCCUGCAGGCUACCCACAGACCAACACACCUGUCAUUCAGACAUACACUGAGCCAGCCGCCAGCUACUUGCAUGGCCAGCCGGUGUACACGGCUCAUCAGCAGGGUGUGGUUGUGCAGCAGGGAGGCACUGUCACCACAAUUGUCACAUCUCAAACAGUUCAACAGGAAAUGAUCGUACCCAACAGCAUCAUUGACCUGCCGCCCCCCUCUCCACCCAAACCGAAAACCAUUAUCCUACCUCCCAGCUGGAAGGUGGCGCGAGACCCAGAGGGCAGAAUCUAUUACUACCACAUCAUCACCAGGCAAACACAGUGGGAUCCUCCCAGCUGGGACGGGGAUGCAGAGGAGGCCAGUUUGGAACACGAGGCUGAGAUGGACCUAGGGACACCCACAUACGAUGAAAAUCCCUCAAAGUUCUCUACAAAGACGGCUGAGGCAGACACAUCCAGUGAGCUAGCCAAAAAAAGCAAAGAAGUCUUCCGCAAGGAGAUGUCACAGUUUAUUGUGCAAUGCCUUAAUCCAUACCGCAAACCAGAUUGCAAGCUGGGCCGAAUCAGUAACACAGAUGACUUCAAACAUCUUGCAAGGAAGCUGACUCACGGGGUGAUGAACAAGGAACUUAAGUCUUGCAAGAACCCUGAAGAUCUCGAAUGCAAUGAGAAUGUCAAACAUAAAACCAAGGAGUACAUAAAGAAGUACAUGCAAAAAUUUGGCUUUGUGUACCGGCCCAAGGAAGACACAGAGCUGGACUAACUAGGCUAAACCCAGGAACCUCCCGACAUUCUGAGCGGGUGGCCCGAACAGUUUUUGGCGCAUCUGACAGGAUGGCACCAGUGCAAGUCCUGAUGUUUGUUCCACUGACUUUCUAACCAUGUCCUAAAUGCUGCUCUGGGUGGAGGGGGUGGGGCGCAGCCUGAGCUGUCCUGCACGGGGAUGGUUUUAUGAUGAGAUAUGCCUCGCAGCCCACAAGCAAACAGGAAACGGCUGUGGUUAGAAAUAUGAAGGACACACCGAGGGUGCUAUACAGACUCUUUACCAGAUUUCAUGAUCUUUGUAGUCUCUUUAACAAAGUCUUCUCAAAAUGACCUUUAAGGCAAUGCACUCAGUCUCAUCACCUUGAUAAGGAGGAUCAUCUUCAACUCCAUUAUAGUUAAUAGUUGUGUGUGAGAUGACUCGUGAAGAAGGAAAAAAAGUAUGGACCAUUAAAAUCUUUUUCCCCUGCUACCCCACUCUGUUACUGUAGUUGUGUUACCAAGGGCUUUUGGAAGAUUUCCUGCUCUGCUAAAGGUCCAGAUCCUCACUCAUAUUGGUCGAGGAUGAUGGAGGGCCAUGAACUUCUGGUUUGGCAGUUAAGAAAGAUGCUAAGGAUGUCUCAGAUGUGAACCAAUAGUUGAGUCUUUAUUCUUCUUAUCCAACUACCCAGAUUACUGGUCAUCUUCUAUUUGGACUCACUGGCCAGGAGUCAUCGUGCUCAGCAUUGUUUUUAUGUUUUUUAGUCUAUCAUAUAGAAUUACAUGGAAGUGUGUGCAGGUCUGAAAUCUAACCCCGUUUUCUCAAAGUCUGUUUCUCCUCUUGACUUUGGAAAUGGUUAUGUAGCUAUGAUAUUUUAUUAAGGUCUUUCACACUGUUUUUACAUUAGCAUUUUUUAUUCAUGUCGCAAAGGCAAAUGUGAAGCCCUCCAGGCAAUUUGUAGCUUAUUUCUGUGGCCCCCAUGUAAGGAUUGAUCAGGUUUACUGUCCCAUAAGCUCUUGCCAUUAAUCAACUCACCCCACCUCAUUAACCUGCAUUAAAUCUGUUUCCAAAACAUGUAUUAUAUUGCUUUAUAUGUGAAUAUAUUGAGAGUUAGUUUUUGAGACCAUUAGCAGAGACUUUGUAAAAGAACUGUGGGGGACCACGAUUUCUUGUGUACAUAUGUGUAAUUAAACCAAGCUGGAAAAUGGGAUUAGAUGGACGUGAAUAGAUCAGAGUCCUCCUUCCCAUCAGCGUGGCUCCGGUGUUCCUACAGUAAGCAGGAUUCCACACACUCCCACUGCUCUGUAUGUUGGGUUUGGUUUUAAUGGUGGGGGUGUCAUUAUCUUUUGUCCUUUUGCUUUCUCUGUUGAAAGAUUGGGAUAUUUUCUUUAUGUACAAAUAGGAGUCUCACCCCACUCCACUGUAAGUACUGUGCAAGCACAUUGUCAUACUGAGUGUAAAAACAUUUUAAGAUAAAAACUGUUUUCUAAAAAUAAGUCUAGGUUGUCUUGUUACCUUAUGUGGUAAAAAUAGUGUCUAUACAUCAACGUUCAAUGUAAUGUG